Molecule: messenger RNA, 707 nt
Organism: Cinara cedri
Lineage: Eukaryota; Metazoa; Arthropoda; Insecta; Hemiptera; Aphididae
Source: the annotation of a GenBank genome assembly
AUGGAAGUGUCAUCAAGUGAUUCUGAUAACAAUCCAGAAGUGCCUCAGGUAAAAUAAUAUUUUAACCACCUAACAGAUAUUACUAUAUUUUAUAUAUUUAUGCCAUUUUUAUGAUAAACUAGCCAUCUUACCUUGCUCUAGAAAUCCAUAAUAUUUAAAUAAGAAAUAACUUACAUAAUCAACUUCUAAAAUACCAAGAUAUUAACCAGGAAAAUAAAUAGCACAUAAUACAUUGAAACAAAUAUGAACAAUUUUAAAUUUAAGUUAUGAUUUACCUAUUAAAAAUUNAUUACCUAGUCAUUUACUAUUUAAAGAAAUAAAACAAUUAAUAUUAUGAGAAUUAUUUCAAAAUAUCAAUCAAAGUUAAUGUAAUCCAAAUGGUCAAAUAAAAACAUUUUUCAUUAUUUUACAUAUUUUUUUUUUUAUAGAUAAAUAUAAAACAAAUGACCAAUAAUAAUUCAGAAAUUGUUAAAAUGUUAAGGCUUUCAGAUUGGUCCUCUGAACAAUGGGCAGAAAAAAAACAAAAAUAUACUUGGCUUCAUUGUCAGAAUGGACUUUUGGGGUGUACAACUUGUUUUGAAGUUAGUAACUUAAAAACAUUUAUAAAUGGAGAUUUUGAAAUUUCCAAAGAAUGGUCAUCGUGUCAAAUUAAUGGGGGUAAUGCAUUAAAAAAGAAACUAGACUUACUAGCCUUCAGAAGAAAAUAA